Messenger RNA from Bactrocera oleae (olive fruit fly), 1078 nucleotides. Its product is annotated as very long chain fatty acid elongase F. The record is from RefSeq and is a predicted model, not a curated record. Gene Ontology annotation, molecular function: fatty acid elongase activity. Gene Ontology annotation, biological process: very long-chain fatty acid biosynthetic process; sphingolipid biosynthetic process; fatty acid elongation, polyunsaturated fatty acid. NCBI's taxonomy places the organism in Eukaryota, Metazoa, Arthropoda, Insecta, Diptera, Tephritidae. Gene Ontology annotation, cellular component: endoplasmic reticulum membrane.
CACUGAUUUUGCGUUUGAGUUCCAAGCUCAGUUUAAUGCAACUAAUGCUUUAAGUGUGUUCGGAAGUUCACUCGUUCUUGGUGUUUCAAAUUUCGUAAAUAUUCCAGGGAUAUUGCAUGGAAUUGUAAACAAAUAGAAAAGUACAAUGUUCAUGCUUCUGCGACUGUUGUGGGAAAAUUAUCGAGAGCUCGAUGAGAAAUAUAGAGAUGAACGUUCGGAAAACUAUUUUCUCUUCAGCCCGCUGCUAUUUCUUUCUAUUGCAAUCGCUUACUAUGCUUUCGUCAAGCAUAUUGGUCCGAAAAUAAUGGAAAAACGCAAUGCAUUCGACUUGAAGUACGUCUUAUUGGCAUACAACGCUGCGCAGGUGCUCGCCAAUGGCAACCUGUUUAUUUCGGUGAUUUACGCUAUCUGGCUACAUAGACCCUACGACCGCUUGUCUUGCAUGAUGCCCGUUAUCCAACGCACCGAAAUCGGUAUGGUGGAGCUUAAAUUCGCGUACACCUAUUAUUUGCUAAAGAUAGCCGAUUUCGCCGACACUGUAUUCUUUGUGCUACGCAAACGCUACAACCAAGUAAGCUUUCUGCAUGUCUAUCAUCACAUCUUAAUGGCGGGUGGAAUUUUUAUAUUUGCGCGUUAUCUGCCCGGUGGUCAUGGCGCAUCACUAGUCACUGUCAAUUCAGCGGUGCAUGCCAUUAUGUACUUCUAUUAUUUCAUAUCGGCGCUGCGGCCAGAGUUGAAACAAUCGGUGUGGUGGAAAAAACACAUUACUCAAGCGCAAAUUGCGCAGUUUUUGAUAUUGCUACUGCAUUUCAUCCAUGGUCUCCUUGAUAUGGAGUGUAAAUAUCCAAAAUGGGCUCUGGGCUUCGGCUCCAUUCAAGCGGUUAUUAUGCUGAUGCUCUUCUCGGAUUUCUAUUAUAAAGCUUACUUGCGCCCGAAUAAGAAAAAAUUAGUAUCCCAAACGAAUGCUGAGCGAGUUUCUGAGCAUAAGGAAGGAGACUUUAGUGCAGAGCGUUUGGCGAUGGCGGAAAGUGAAAAAAUUACAAAUUAAUGGUUUUUAAAUAAAUCUGUUAUCUUUAAA